Messenger RNA from Aspergillus calidoustus, 2616 nucleotides. NCBI's taxonomy places the organism in Eukaryota, Fungi, Ascomycota, Eurotiomycetes, Eurotiales, Aspergillaceae. The record is from the annotation of a GenBank genome assembly.
AUGUCGUUCCAUUCGCACACCCCUUCCCGAUCGGUAUUCCCCAAAGGCCCGAGCUUUACACUUGAAGAUUUUUCAAGUCGCGACUACAUAGUCAAAGAGUUUAUUGAAGCCCUUUCUGAUUCAGCAACCUCAAACCGCCGCUCCACGCUUGGCCCUGCCGCCGGAAACCAGCCUUUUGAUCCCAAACCCCUCAUCCGGACUUUCGAACAUGCACAGCGACGCCUAGGCGAACUCUCCGGUGAUCUAGAAAUUAAGGAAAAUGAGUUGUCGGCGGCUGUUCGAAGGGCGGAAGCCCAGCAUUCACAAAACCUUAAUACCUUGGGCAAAAAGCUGAAGCAAGCCAUCGAGUCAUUCCAACAGCUGGACACAUCGCUCCACAGUAAUACCCCAGAGCUGGCAGGCUCGACUGGGAACAUGGCUGUGGAAACGGGGAGGAAACUUGAAGAAUUGGACCGGCAGAGACGCCGCGCGCUCGACGCACAUUUUCUGCUCCAAUGCUGGGAUGGAGUGAGCAACAGAGGGGAAAUCACACUUUUGGAAAAUUUGCGGCGGUCUGGCUCUGGCGAAGCAAAAGUACGGUCAGCGCAUAUCGCGCGACAAUUGCUACGGAUAAGCCAGAGGCUGGAUCCGAAGAGCUGGAGCGGGUCGCUUCAGAACGAAGGUAGCAACGGAGCUACGACGCCGAACGAAGCUACACCGAACGGUACCGGAUUCAGAUGGAACACGCGCGAAAUAAUUGAGAAAUUCUCCGAAACGCUCGAAAAGGACCUGCUAAAGCAAUUUGACGACUUUUACCGCAAGGCGAACUUUGAAGGCAUGAAGGACUGCGCCACUGUACUUCAAGAUUUCAAUGGCGGCGCGAGUGUUGUUGCCUUGUUCGUUAACCAACAUCAGUUCUUUAUUGACCGAAGUCAACUGGUUACAGAAGAAGUCGGAGGGGAUCCGGAAACAUGGGAGAGCCUCGCCGACCCCGAUGCUGAGCCAACGGGCGUUGAACCAAGCCUUCAAUCGUUGAUCGAUGAGGUCAGGGUUGUGGUGCAGGAAGAGUCUGCCGUUAUCAAACGAGCCUUUCCCAACUUCGAGCAGGUCCUUGGGAAAUUUUUACAACGGGUAUUUCAGCAAUCAAUCCAACAGAGGCUCGAAAUGGUUCUAGAGAAGGCGAAUAGUGUUUCAUCGCUAGCUUUUCUUCGGUCCUUGCAGAGUUCGCGCAGCUCCAUCAGCACCCUGGUAGAUGAAUUGAAAGCACAUGGGUUGACCGAGCACCCCGAGGCUAUUUCCUCUCAGACUUCACUUGUUCUUGAUCAACAGUUGGAAGAUCUGUUCGUGCCUUACUUUGUCGGCUCAUCCUACAUUGAGAGGGAAAAGAGGACACUUGAGGAGUUGUAUACCUCGCUACUGUUCAAAUUCACCACAUUUCAUGCCCGGAGAAAGAAAGCGACUACGACUUUCAUGGCGUCGCUGUCAAAAUCCGGUAGUGAACUUUUGGCAUCCGCUCGAGACGCCUAUAUAAACCGGUUGGAGUCUUCUGAAUUCUCUUCGACCCAGAAAAGUGUCCUACUUCAGGUUGCAGGCCUCAAAGAAUCCAACGAUCUUGCAAAACCCAGCGACAUCAAGUUAAGCGAGGAAGACGGCCUGCCCAGCAUCUCAUAUGCUAAACGAAUGCUGAAAUGGCUUGCAGAAGCAGUCGGUAGAGGAUUGGAGCUCAGCGUGAGCAGCGAAACACCCAAAGACAUGCUUACCUUGUUGAAUCUACUUCAAUCCCUUAUGGGAGAGGGUUACCUCGAGGUCUGUCUCGAUGCCGCUCUGGAAGCGGCGACAGCGCAAGAAUCAGGGAAGAGUGAACCCGAUUUCUCCUAUCUUCCUGCGGUCCGUGACUCGAUUAGCAUUGCUAAUCUAAUGGUUAUGUGCAUCAAUACUCUGCUCAUUCCCUUGGCGGCAAACAGUGUUACCAUCCGUCGCGAAAUGGAGAAAAAGACAAAUCUGGCAACCGUUCGCAUAGAAGAAAAAAUCAACACCACAGAGCAAAAGGUCAUCGACAUCACUCUGAUGUGGGUGAACAAGAUUCUGUCUGGCCAGAAGAAGAAUGAUUUCAGACCCAAGGAGGGUGACAGCACAGCUUGGUUAGAAAAGCUGCAGACGCCGACAUGUGCAACACUCUGUGCUUUCUUGACUCGUGCCCAUGAUAGCGCUGUCAACUCGCUCCCGGUCAGCGGCACCAAUGUGCGCCAACUACUUUCGGAAAUCGCUCUGGGGACUCGCAGUCUACUCCUAGAGCAUUUCAAACGGUUCGUGGUGAAUGGCCCUGGUGGGCUCAUGGUCACCAAGGACAUGACGCAAUACACCAAUCUACUCAAGUCGUGGGAUAUAGAUGACCAGAUUAAGGGCCCGAGUGGGAUGCUGGACGUGUUGCUUGAAGUCGGUAGCCUCUUUGUCAUCGGUACGGAGGCUUUGCGGGAGAGGGUACGCGGGCCUGAUAAUAUUACCAGUAGAAGGAAUGCUGGGGCGUCGGGGCGUGGCACUGAGGUUGGCCUUGGUGCGCAUGAGGUCAGAGCCUAUGUUUCCCGCAGGGAAGAUUCGAAUACGUCUGCGAUGCAGCAGAUCCUUAAUGUCUUAUGA